AGCCGGGCCGCUGGGCGCCCCGUGCCCGCCCAUGCCCCAGCUCUGCCAGGUCACGGCCUCGCUGCUCCUGGGCACGGCCAGGGCGGCGUGCGACGAGGAGCUGCUGGCGCGGGAGGGGGUCACCUUCUGCGUGAAUGUCACCCGGCAGCAGCCGUUCCCCGCGCUGCGGAGCGUCCGCGGCAUCCGCGUGCCCGUGUUCGACGACCCGGCCGAGGAUCUGUACCGGCACUUCGAGCCCUGCGGAGCCGCCAUCGAGGCGGCCGUGCGGGCCGGGGGGAAGUGCCUGGUGUACUGCAAGAACGGCCGCAGCCGCUCCGCUGCCAUCUGCACCGCUUAUCUGAUGAGACACCGGCAGCUGCCGCUCAAGGACGCCUUUGAGGCUGUGAAAACUGCCAGACCUGUAGCAGAACCGAAUGCAGGAUUUUGGUCUCAGCUGCAGAGAUAUGAAGAAGAUUUGCAGAUACCAAAGCAGUCUGCUCUGCUGAGCAAAGGACUUAAAAAUAGCGAUGUGUGAAGAUACUUUAAAGAAAGUGAAGUGACUUGCUACAGACUAAAAAAAAAAAUAAAAGGAAAAAAAAUCACAUCCUAAA
Messenger RNA from Onychostruthus taczanowskii (white-rumped snowfinch), 590 nucleotides. RefSeq names its product dual specificity phosphatase 28 (gene DUSP28). Lineage: Eukaryota; Metazoa; Chordata; Aves; Passeriformes; Passeridae. The transcript is spliced from 2 exons. The record is from RefSeq and is a predicted model, not a curated record. The coding region runs from base 32 to 514 and encodes 160 amino acids. Gene Ontology annotation, molecular function: MAP kinase tyrosine/serine/threonine phosphatase activity. Gene Ontology annotation, biological process: protein dephosphorylation. Gene Ontology annotation, cellular component: cytoplasm.